AAGGAGGCCGGUGGCACCGAGCAGCCGGAUUCCUCCACCAUGACUCCCCAGGAACAGCAGCAAUACUGGUACCAGCAGCACCUGCUUAGCCUGCAGCAAAGGGCAAAAGCCCAUGCUCAGGGACAGCAGCAAAUGAAAGGUCCAGUAGUGAAGGAUGCACCUGAGCAGAGAGCAAAGUCUGAAGAAGGGAAAAUGAGUGCUUCAACUCAGCAGUCUGAACCUCCUCCGCUUAAUGAAUCCCUGCCUCCAGCUUCCAAAGAAGACGAGUCUUCUCUUACCUCCACUGAAACUCAGCUCAAUAUUGAACCUUCCGAUGACCCCGAGGAAGAUUUGAGAUUGCAGCAAUUGCAAGCAGCAGCAGCUCAAUGGCAGCAGCAUCCCCAUCACCGGGUUGGAUUUCAAUAUCAGAGAAUAAUGCAGAAGCAUGCCCAGCUGCAGCAGAUAGUACAGCAGUAUCAACAGAUCAUGCAACAGCCUCCACACUUACAGACAAUGUCAGUGGACAUGCAGCUGCGACAUUAUGAGGCACAGCAAAAACAGUUCCAGCAGCUUCAUAAAGAUUGGGAGCGAUCAAUGAACCAACAGUGGCAGCAUCAGCUUCAAACCUACCCUCACAAAGACCAGCUUCAAGAGUAUGAGAAACAAUGGAAAGCAUGGGAUGAACAGAUGAAGGUCACUCAGUCUCAUUUGCAGGAGAAAGUGAGCUCACUCCAAAAUCUGAAGAAUCAGUAUCCUGCAAAUGUUUCGCUGCCACCUCCAUUUGUUCCAUAUUCUCAAACCACUCAAGGUGGCAUUCCUAUUAUGCCUCCAACUUUACCUUCAACUACACCUCCGCUGGUCCCCCCACCUCUCUCUUCUGUUUCUCAGUUAUCUAAUUCCUCUGUCCCUUCAGGAUCCAGUUCUCAAAGCAGUCAAUCUACUGAGACACCAAGGCCAGCUCUGCUUCCCACCCCUGGUACCUAUGCAUCAAAAAUAGCUAGUUCAACUGUAUAUUCACCUUAUCAUUCUCAAGUAAGUUCAUCCUUUGGCUCUUCAGACCACGGAAAGUCUCAAGUUCAUCUUAGUAAACAAACUGUCUCUAUUUCAUCUGAGCAAGGAUGUGGGGAACUGAAAGCCACUUCUGCAGUGUCUUCAACACAUACACCUACCGUGCAGGAUAAACCAGUGAGGUCGGGUGGAUUGCUUCCAGAUCCUCCCAGAUCAGCACGUUUUGAAGGCCCCAGAGGCCCUAGAUUUGAUGGACCUCGGGGAAGAGGAUAUGACAAAUUUGAAGGCUCAAGACAGAGAGGGCCUCGUUUUGACUCCCAGCGCUCAGAAGGAUACAGGUCACGUUUUGACCGACAGAAUACAGAUGGACAGUCUUCGAGUAGAUGGGGGACUAUCCCACGAGGACCAGCAGCACAAUUUUAUACUUCGACAAACACAUCACAUGGACAUGGUUCCCGACCUAGUGGUCCACGGUGGAGGGGGCCCAGGCCUCAUUUGGGACAGCAGCAGCAGCAGUCACAGACAGACUCACAGUCAGAAAACAAAGAACCUUUUACAGACGUAGCUGGCAAUCAGCAGACUGUAAGCAGAACACAGCCUACUCCCGAUGCACAGAGUGCAGGUCCCAUUGAGCCGAAUGAGGACCUGACAAACACUCAACAGGAACCAUCCAAACCUGAAGUCAAAGAAACUAUUUCAGACCCUCCUAAAAAGUGGACGUGGAGUUCACAUGAUCCUAACCAGCAAGUAGAAGAGUCCAAAGCACCUACUCCGCCUAUUCAGAACCAGAAAUCAACAUCCCUUUCUAGUAACCCUGUAGCUUUGCAGUCAGGUAUUGCAAGAACAGGUGGUGCGGUAACACCUGUAACAGGAAAUCAGGAUUUGGAUUCACCAGACGGCCAGUUAAUUGCUUCAGAUAGCACCCAGGGCCUACCUGGACCAGAAGGCAGAGGGAAAGGGCCAUUUAUGCAUGAAGAUAGAGGCAAGGGACCAGUAAGCAGAGGAAGGGGCCAGGGCAGACUGGAUGAUGGCUGUGGCAGAGGGCAGGGGGAUGGCCGUGGCUGGGGAAUGGGCCGUGGCCGAGGGAUGGGACGGAUGGACGGUGGCCGAGGGAUGGGACGGAUGGACGGUGGUUGGGGAAUGGGCAGGAUGGAUGAUGGCCAUGGCCGGGGAAUGGGCAGGAUGGACGAUGGCCGUGGCAGAGGAUAUGUUUACAGAGGCAGAGGGCAGGCUAGGCAGGCAUCCAUCCGUGGCAGGGGGAUGUUCAGGAGAGCAGGCAGCAGGGAGAGGAUGCCAGACAGGCGGUCAGGCAGCAGGGAGAGGAUGCCAGAUGGACGGUCUGGCAGCCGAGAGAGGGGACUGGGUGGACGGUCAGAUAGCCACGAGAGGGUAUUCUCUAGCAGAGAUAGAGAGCUAGCUGGGCGGACAGGCAGCCGGGACAGGGGAAGGGCGAGUAGCCGGGAGAGAGGCCCAGUCAGGCGGGCAGAGGGGCCCAGUCAGGCGGGCAGGUAG
Messenger RNA from Pygoscelis adeliae (Adelie penguin), 2499 nucleotides. Its product is annotated as YLP motif-containing protein 1-like. Gene Ontology annotation, biological process: regulation of telomere maintenance. The record is from RefSeq and is a predicted model, not a curated record. NCBI's taxonomy places the organism in Eukaryota, Metazoa, Chordata, Aves, Sphenisciformes, Spheniscidae. The coding region runs from base 40 to 2499 and encodes 819 amino acids. Gene Ontology annotation, cellular component: nucleus. The transcript has 6 exons.